Molecule: messenger RNA, 1063 nt
Organism: Coregonus clupeaformis (lake whitefish)
Lineage: Eukaryota; Metazoa; Chordata; Actinopteri; Salmoniformes; Salmonidae
Exons: 2
Coding region: 356-985 (209 amino acids)
Source: RefSeq, a predicted model, not a curated record
AACAAGCGGAACAGAGACAGAGGUAAGAUUGAGUGAAAAGGGAUAUUUUUCAGCUCACAUAUUAAAGUUUCAAUCUUGACUUUGGUUACAUCAAGAGUAUAAACGUGGCUAGUAACCUGAAACAUAGCUGUUUACAAUGUUAACACUGUACACAUUGCUACGGUGCAAGACAAGUAUCCUAGCAAACUUUCAACAGUGUUUUCUCAACUUUGGUAUGGGAUUCCACAGUUUAAUUGCAGAUAUCUUACAACUUCUCUUUCACAAAUCCCAUUCAAUUUCUUCACAUCAAAUGAACAGGGUGAUUCUCUAACUGUAGCGUUGGAUUUGAGUCCUCUCUUACCAGUCCUCAAGACCAAUGGCAGGCUCUCUGACAGAGUUGAUCACAGCAUGUUCCAACAUCACACUGUCAGUCUCUGCUCUGAACACAGCAUAUCAGCUCUUCAAGGACCACAGAGCUCCAGCGGUGGGUUUCUUCCUGCUUGGUCUCUCCUCAGGCCUCUGCACCCUACCUUUCUCCAUCAGCCCAUACCUGACCUCUAUACAGGGGGUCCUGGAGUGGGCUGACGAGGUCCUGGCUCCACCACUGCUCUCCUUCGGCUUCCUGUGGCUCAGCGAAGACCGCAACACAGCCAACAUCCUCCUUAUUGGCUCAGCUCUCCUCCCGGUGUUCUGCGAUUGGCUGUCAGCGGACGAGUUGAUGCUGAUGUCACGCUGCCUGGUGUUGUCAGCCCUCUCCUGCUCGCUCACCGUGUUUCUGUUUGCGGGAAAUGCUGUCGGGGCCCUAGGUUGUGUGGCCCUCAGCCUGCUCCAAAUGGUGGCCCCCAGGGUGGGGGUCAAGACUCUGGCUCCCCUUGUCUCUCCAGGGGCGACUGUGGGACUGCUUAAGUGGCUCCUGAAGGGCUCCAUGGCUGUAGGGUGCUGGGCCUCUGAGAAGGCGCUUAGCAAGUACCUGUUGGAACUGAAGGAAUUGGACUCACCAUUUUAACUUGUUACAUUUACAUUUUAGUCAUUUAGCAGACACUCUUAUCCAGAGCGACUUACAGUUAGUGCAUACAUUUUCAUA